Rodentolepis nana is the source of this 573-nucleotide messenger RNA. NCBI's taxonomy places the organism in Eukaryota, Metazoa, Platyhelminthes, Cestoda, Cyclophyllidea, Hymenolepididae. The record is from the annotation of a GenBank genome assembly.
UCCGGAGGUCAUUUGCCUCAUUUCCUAUCGAAUCCUUUCAAUCCCUUCAUGUCCUUCUAUCACAAUCCUCUCCAGGGUGUAUCAUCUCCGUCUAGAAAUUCUGAUGCAAUUCGAAAAUCCCCCAUGGAACGGCUAGCUGAUAGCUUGGACUCGACUCAGAACAACUCCAGAUUGAGAGAUGGACUGAGCGGCUAUCCAGGCGCAACAACUCAAUCAUCUGUCGGCCGUAAUUGUGGUAGCGGUGAUUUCUGGCGAGGAGGCGGUGGCUCCAUGCAGACGACAACUCCCUCAAAUCUCAAACAACCCACCUCCAAUCUCCCUCCAAGCACUACAAAUCCUCCUCAAUCAACUCCGAGCUCAACAUCGCUUUAUGCGGCUGUGAUGGCUGCAGCGGCUGUGGCUUCCUGGGGAGGUCAGGCGAUGCCCACCCCAACACCGGCCUCAAAUUCCCUCGCUCCUUCGGAUUUGGUGAAAACUGCCUCCUCCGCUGCACCUGGUGAAGUUGAAGUUAUGUCGAGGAGGAACAAGCCUAUGGAUACGAGCAAGAAUCCCUAUUCCCCAAGGUUAGUCUGA